GCUCGCAGGGAAACAGGGAGACUAUGAGAAAGCGCAGCAGCUCCAUUCAGCCACAUGGUCUCUCAGCCGCACGGAAGAGCUGCGCUGCUCACAGCCAGGUUCACGUAAGGGACUCGCACUGCUGCGGCCCACAGCGGCGCGCUUUCAGCCUUGCUCUGCGAGUGUUCAGCCGCACAGGCAGUUGAAAAUUAGUUUCCGGAUUAUUAGUUAAAAAAAAACUGUCGCUGAGAAGCGCAGAAGAAGAAAAGUUAAGAAACCCGAGCGUCUCCAAAGCGUGCUGAACUGAAAAGAGAGAGACAGACUUGGAUGGACUUUUUUUGUUUAGAGACCUGCUCACAGCAGUGCUCCGACUCCAACAAGAAGUGAGGAAUACGUUUUUGAAAAACUUUGUGAAAGCACUGAGCGGUGUUUUCAGACACUUUGGAGAGAGAUGGUGCAGCACAUAAGCCAGACAGAGAGCGCCCACGCUCAUUCCCCCGGCGGGGACUCCACGGACACGGGAGAGAUGGACCUGGAGAUGGAUGCGUCUCCUACCCCGGGGUCCCCCUCCUCCCGGGAGCGGAGCGACUUGGCGUGGUGCAAAACUCCGACGGGACACAUCAAGAGACCCAUGAAUGCGUUCAUGGUGUGGUCCCAGAUCGAAAGGAGGAAGAUCAUGGAGCAGUCGCCGGACAUGCACAACGCGGAGAUCUCCAAGCGGCUCGGGAAACGCUGGAAGCUGCUGAAAGACACGGACAAGAUCCCGUUCAUCCGUGAGGCGGAGCGGCUCAGGCUCAAACACAUGGCCGACUAUCCAGACUACAAGUACCGGCCCAGGAAGAAAGUGAAGUCAGGGAGCGGGGCGAGUAAGCAGGCGGACCGCGGGGAGAAGAGCGGGGAGCGCGGCGCCAAGUCCGGGGUCAAGAGAAGCCCCGCGUCCAAAGGAGUGAGCAGGACGCACAAGCAGGGGGGCGUGAGGAGCGCGGCGGCGCAGGACUACGCCUCUCCCGGUGACCACCAGUCGCUCUUCAAAUCCAGGUCAGUGUCCGGGGCCAGGCAGAUCCCGGAGAAGCGCAGCGGAGAGGCUCGGCGCGCGCACAUGUUCGGAGGGGCUGGCAGCCUGGAGAGCGGGCCUCCGUCCGUGGGAGUCCCGGCCAGUCCCGCCUUGAGCAGCUCGGCGGAGUCCAGCGACCCGCUCAGCCUGUACGAAGAGCAGAGCCCGGCGGCCAGCGAGACCUCGCACACCGCGCGCCUCAGGUACACCCGCCCUUCUUCUCCAACACCGUCGGCCUCUCACUCCUCCUCCUCCGUCUCGUCAUCGGAUGAAGAGUUCGAAGACGAGCGGCUCGACCUGAACCCGAGCCCCGGCUUUGAGAGCAUGUCUCUGGGCGGCAUGGGCUUCUCCGACGCGGAGCUGGACCGGGACUUGGACUGGAGCUUCGGGGAGUGCGGGGCGGGCUCCCACUUCGACUUCUCCGACUACUGCACCCCAGAGGUCAGCGAGAUGAUCUCAGGAGACUGGCUGGAGUCGACCAUCUCCAAUUUGGUGUUCACCUACUGAAAGGUGGGAGAGAAGCGCGACGCCCGCCCCACCACCACCCGCCCAGCAACGUUUUGAACUGUUCAAACCCACCCCACCCGACACCUCAGACAGGCGUGUGCGUCCACACCAGAAGAUUCCCGCUGUUCUUUCACUAAAUGAGGGAGAGUGAAAACGGGAAAGAAAAGGGUAGGCCUGUGUGCGCGUUGAAGCCCAGGCACGCGCUGCUCACAGACUUGUUGGAACUGCGCUCCGUGCGCUUGACGGGAACGCGCAGACCUGUGGGGAGGAGGGG
Molecule: messenger RNA, 1814 nt
Organism: Pundamilia nyererei
Lineage: Eukaryota; Metazoa; Chordata; Actinopteri; Cichliformes; Cichlidae
Gene: sox4a
Product: SRY-box transcription factor 4a
Exons: 1
Coding region: 431-1540 (369 amino acids)
Biological process (GO): camera-type eye morphogenesis; negative regulation of transcription by RNA polymerase II; neuron differentiation
Cellular component (GO): nucleus
Molecular function (GO): RNA polymerase II cis-regulatory region sequence-specific DNA binding; DNA-binding transcription activator activity, RNA polymerase II-specific
Source: RefSeq, a predicted model, not a curated record